AUGAGUGAGGACGAAUACGGGACGGGAAUUCGACCGAGAAUUGCGGAUGGCCUUCCAAACGAUGUGAAUCUUCUAAUACUUGACCACUUGUAUCCCGUUUCUCUGAUACGAGCGGCGUAUGCGGGCUAUCCUGUCCCGGCCGAGUGGGUGCGGCGCGCUCUACAUACCUACCUCUGGAAAAGAGUGCUUGUGGUGCAGUUUGAUUCGGUGAAAGCGAGGAUAAGAGAAGGAGAGAACAUUUUUCUGAUCGGAUACGGACUAGAGCGGCUCACCUGCGGCAUCUUCGAGGAAGCCGAUGAGGCUCCCACUAUCAAACUUCUUCUCGGUUGGUUGCCUGGUGAAAGAUUUCUCGAGCGCAACGUGCGAAUGAAAGUCUAUCGAGAAUUUAGAAAAGCCACGAAUCGAUCUAGCGCUCUACUGGAAUGCAAUUCAUAG
Beauveria bassiana ARSEF 2860 is the source of this 435-nucleotide messenger RNA. RefSeq lists its product as uncharacterized. Bases 1 to 435 code for a protein of 144 amino acids. The transcript has a single exon. The record is from RefSeq and is a predicted model, not a curated record. NCBI's taxonomy places the organism in Eukaryota, Fungi, Ascomycota, Sordariomycetes, Hypocreales, Cordycipitaceae.